Acanthosepion pharaonis is the source of this 2793-nucleotide messenger RNA. NCBI's taxonomy places the organism in Eukaryota, Metazoa, Mollusca, Cephalopoda, Sepiida, Sepiidae. The record is from the annotation of a GenBank genome assembly.
AUGGAGAAGACGUCGCAGAUGGAACGAACAGAACCAAAGAAAUUAAACCGAAAAGGUCGACUUGUUACUUUCUACCGCAACGGGGACCCUUUCUCAUCGGGUCUGAUCGUGUCCAUCAGCCAAAAGAGUUUCCCGACCUUAGACUCUUUGUUGGCUUGGCUCAACACCAAAAUUGUGACCACAAAUGGGGUAAAGUUUAUCUUUAGUUAUCCGGAUGGACACGAAGUAAAGAGCGUUUCCGAUUUCCGGGGAGGUUACCUCUACGUUGUCUCGAGCACGCGGACGUUCAACCGAAAUAUAAAGUAUGGCGUAUGCAAAGAACAGCAACAGAUGUGGUCUAACAAGGCGCUAACUGGAGAAAAUAUGAAAAAUGGAGCUGCUAACCCUAAUGUCGUAAAAGGAAGAUCCCGUCAUGGUUCUUUAGGUGGACAGACGCAAUGGCGACCAAGAGUAAUAACAGUAAUCAGCAACACUAAUCGCGAACUUAGGGAAAGGCUUAUUCUUAAUCCGAAAACAACGCAGAACUUCGAAGAACUUCCUCUGUGGAAAGGGCGCCCUGUUAAAGCUCUGUAUACAAUACAACCGCCAUACAUAAAAGUUGAGAGUUACUCGCAGCUCUUCAGAGAUUUUAAGGAUCAUCACACGUUCUUAGCGUGCGGAGAAGAAUUGCCACUUGAACUAAACAAUCAAGCCCUCUCAGAAUCGGAUAGUUCCGGGAUCGAUUCUGUAAAUGGAUUCCAUGAUAUUCGAAUACCAAAAAGAGCACAGAUACACGGGGCAGCUUUGCCCAGCGUUCCACCAAUCAACGAAGACUUAAGUAAAAACCGGAAUGGUGUACCGAAACCAUUUAGUGAUCGUCCUUUUGCACCGAGAACGGGUGCAGUCAGGGUGGAGAUAUUAGGACAAACUCGUGAAUUUUACCCACCAACAGUCUUUGACGCCAUAGAUGAUGGGAGUAAACCUGAUAAGCUACUUACUCUCCAGUGGGUAUAUGGGUACCGCGGCCAUGACACGCGGUAUAACCUUCUAAUUUUACCUUCCACUGGAGAGCUUGUAUAUUACGUAGGCACUGUGGUUGUGAUAUUUGAUAGAGUGAAUGGAAUUCAGAGACAUUACAUGGGCCACACUGAAGACAUCACAUGCCUUGCGAUGCACCCGAAUCAAAAAUGGCUAGCGACAGGGCAACAAGCAGGAAACAGCACCCAACAACAGUUCCAGGCAGCUCAUAUUCGCAUUUGGGACAGCAGGAUGCUGAAUACAUACGCCAUUAUUGGCCUUGGAACUAUGAAGGUUUCAGUGUGUUCCCUCGGAUUCUCCAUUCAGAGUAACGGCGAUUUCCUGCAGGCUGUGGAUGAACAUGAUCUUCAUGUACUCCGGGUUUGGGAUUGGCAAAAUGAGAAACUCAUUGCUCAAACAACGACAACCCCCUAUUCGCAUCUUUAUUUCUGGAAAUUGGCUUGGGACCCCUAUCGCGAGAGACAGGGACGUCUGCUUAGAGACACAAGAAGCGGGCAUUUCGACGACGAGUCGACUCGAAUUUUGACGUGUGUGUGUUUCUCUGCCUUGGGCGAUGUCAUUGUGGGGGAUUCGACCGGUUCCAUAUCUGUGUGGACUCGAGAGGAUGACGAUGAUGAUGAAGAUCUCUUUAUCCUAAACAAAUAUUUUUCUGAUAAUAUCCGUCCAAAACACAAGAACGCCAUCUUUGGAAUGGUCACACUCCAAGACGGAACCUUGCUUACUGCUGCCGGAAGAGAACUCAAAGUUUGGGACACCAUGGACUCAUUCAAACUUAUCAAGGAACGAGUGCUUCCGGAAUCUAUCGGCAAUAUCCGGGCUCUUGUAAUCCAAAAUCCAAGCAGUACAGAUGGCGUGAUAUACCUGGGCACGACAAAAGGCUACAUAUGGGAGGGCUUCCUACAACACAAGUUUACGCCGGUAGUUCAGGGACACAAUCAGAGUGUAAGCGCUGUGACAGUCAUCCAAGGGGAGUCAGCUUUUGUUACGGUUGGAGUUGACCAUUUAGUUAUCAAGUGGUCCAUGGAAAAUCACAAUGUCACCUGGAAAAUAAUGCUUGAGGGUCCGUGCACCUGUGUGAAUAUUGACCCACAAGGAGACAUGCUAAUUGUUGGAACAUCUAUUGGUCGAUUGCAUAUAAUCAAUACUUACGACGGCCUUCCAAUUACUUCUUUACAGAUCAGUACAGAACCAAUCAGCUCUCUUCAGUUUUCGCCAAAUGAAUCAUACUUGGCUGCAGGAAGUCAAGAUGGCAAAAUUACUGUCUUCAAAGUUCUUUACGAUGGACAAUUUUACCGUAAACUCGGAAUCCUUGAUACCUUUAACAUCGCUGUCAGCCAUAUUGACUGGUCAAUGGAUAGCCGCUACAUACAAUCAGAAUCCACCGAUCACGAAUUACAAUAUUGGAAUGUUAUGGAACUAACAAAAGUGAAAUCAGCUCGAGUAAUGAGAGAUGUGGAUUGGGCAAGUCAUACUUGUACACUUGCUUUUACACAUUUAGGGGCCUGGUCGAAUUUGGAUAGCAAUGAAAUCCUUACUACUGUCGGCUGUUUCACUGGAAAGACAACAAAUUACCUAUGCGCCGGUGACAAUAAAGGUCGCUUACGUCUAUACAAAUAUCCAUGUUCUUGUUACAAGGCAAAAUUCAAUGAAGAGAAACAAUGUUCUUCCUCUCUCAUCAACAUUCAGACCCUGGACAGCAAUGGUGGCCUUCUUUCUUCGGGAACGGACGCCUCCCUGAUGCAAUGGGCAAUAGAAAGCGAUGAUGACAAUAUUUAA